Messenger RNA from Pteronotus mesoamericanus, 2470 nucleotides. It is a transcript of the gene RNF112, whose product is annotated as ring finger protein 112. Lineage: Eukaryota; Metazoa; Chordata; Mammalia; Chiroptera; Mormoopidae. Bases 144 to 2036 code for a protein of 630 amino acids. Gene Ontology annotation, molecular function: GTP binding; GTPase activity; metal ion binding. The record is from RefSeq and is a predicted model, not a curated record. The transcript has 14 exons. Gene Ontology annotation, biological process: protein homooligomerization; endoplasmic reticulum organization.
UCUGACGAGUCAGCACCUCGGGGGAGACCAUCCCCCACACCCUCCACCUGUCACAGCUCAGCAGCCCGGCCACCCUUGCUGCGCCUGACGGUCCCAGGGGCCUCCGCCCUCGGCUCUAGACCCGCGCCCCCUGCCAGCCUCCCAUGCCCAGGUCCGCCUUGUCCGUCAUCUCCUUCUGUCACUGGUUUGGCAAACAGGAGAGAAAGCAGAGCUUCAUGGGAAACCACAGCAACAGUUGGUCUCACACACCCUUCCCCAAGGUGGAGCUGAGCCUGGGGGCCCGGCACGCGGCGCCCCGCGAGCCCCCCGCCUGCGGCAUCUGCCUGGAGCGGCUGCGCGAGCCGGUCUCGCUGGACUGCGGCCACGACUUCUGCGCGCGGUGCUUCAGCACGCACCGGCCGCCCGGCGGCGAGCGGCCCCGCUGCCCCGAGUGCCGCCAGGCGUGCGCGCGCCGGAAGGGCCUCCGCGGCCUGCGCGACAGGAUGAAGGGCCUGCUGCGGGGGCCCCCCCCCGCGGCCGCGCAGGAGGCCUGUGCCACGAGGACCGAGCCCCUUCUGCUGGUGCGCAUCAGCGCCUCCGGAGGCCUCAUCCUGCGGAUGGGGGCCAUCAACCGCUGCCUGAAGCACCCCCUGGCCAGGGACACCCCCGUCUGCCUCCUUGCCGUGCUGGGGGAGCAGCACUCAGGGAAGACCUUCCUCCUCAACUGCCUGCUCCAGGGGCUGCCGGGCCUGGAGUCCAGUGAAGGCGGCUGGCUGAGAGGAGGGGGCUCCCUGGAGGGGCCCCGAUGGGGCGCCAGCGGUCUCAGCAGGGGCAUAUGGAUGUGGAGCCACCCCUUCCUGCUGGGGAAGGAGGGGAAGAAGGUGGCUGUGUUCCUGGUGGACACGGGGGACGCUAUGAGCCCUGAGCUGAGCCGGGAAACGAGGACGAAGCUCUGUGCGCUCACCAUGAUGCUGAGCUCCUACCAGAUCCUCAACACUUCCCAGGAGCUGAGGGAUACAGACCUAGAAUAUCUGGAGAUGUUUGUCCAUGUGGCUGAGGUGAUGGGCAGGCAUUAUGGGAUGGUGCCAAUCCAGCACCUGGAUCUCUUAGUUCGCGACUCAGUCCAUCCCAACAAGGCAGGGCAGGGGCACGUGGGCGAUGCCCUCCAGAAAUGUGGCAAAUACCCCAGGGUCCGGGAGCUGCUGCAAGGGCGGCAGGCCCGCUGCUACCUCCUGCCCUCCCUGAGGAGACGCUGGGCCCGCGGAGACCAGGGAAAAAUGUCUCCCGCAGACACAGAGGAUGAUUUCCGCCAUCUGCGAGCCUACGUUGCGGACGUGCUGAGCGCCGCGCCCCAGCACGCCAAGAGCCGUUGCCAGGGAUACUGGAGUGAGGGACGCCCGGUGGCCAGGGGGGACAGCCGCCUGCUCACAGGGCAGCAGUUAGCUCAGGAAAUCAAGAACCUCUCGGGCUGGAUGGGGAGGACCGGGCCCGGCUUUGCCUCUCCGGAUGAGAUGGCUGCCCAGCUGCAUGACCUGAGGAUGGUGGAAGCUGCCAAGAGGGAGUUUAAGGAGUACGUGCGGCAGCAGGACAUGGCCACCAAGCGCAUAUUCUCUGCGCUCCGGGUCCUGCCCGAGACCAUGCGGAACUUCCUCUCUGCCCAGAAAGACGCCAUCCUGGCUCGCCAUGGAGCAGCCUUGCUGUGCCAGGAGAGAGAGCAGGCCUUGGAGGCCCUGGAGGCCGAGCUGCAAGCCGAGGCCAAGGCCUUCAUGGAUACCUACACCAUGCGCUUCUGUGGCCACCUGGCUGCCGUGGGGGGCGCCGUGGGGGCCGGGCUCAUGGGCCUGGCCGGGGGCGUGGUGGGCGCGGGCAUGGCCGCAGCGGCGCUGGCUGCAGAGGCUGGGAUGGUGGCUGCUGGAGCUGCGGUGGGGGCCACGGGGGCCGCUGUGGUCGGGGGCGGUGUGGGUGCUGGGCUGGCUGCCACUGUGGGCUGCCUGAAGGAGGAAGAGGAGGAGAGGGUGCAGGAAGGGGACCGAGAGCCCCUCCUCCGGGAAGAGUAACAGCCCCUGGGAGGCAGUGAAAAGAGGGAGAGUUCGAAGGGGGAGGGAAGGAAGUUGGGGGGUUGGUACUCUGAGGACCCCCAUGUUCUGCUCUUCCCUGGCUGAGGGCCUGGUGUCUGCGUGGCUGACUGCGCCGAAGAAUCCAGGUGGCCCCCGGAGCCCUGGCGGGGUUCCAGGGGCCAGGAAGCAGUUUUCAGGGCACUAAAUAGAAUAUAGGCCUGUUUUCGGUUGCAGAUAAUCGCUAACCUGCCAUCGAUCCAAAUGCACUUGACUGCAGCGUCUCCCACCAGGAGUGAGGCUCCAACCUCCCUACCGUGGCUCGUUUUCCCAGGAUCCUGGGAAGGCUGAGUGACCUGGAAGGCCUCCCCCUGGGCGGGGAGGGCCUGUCCUUUCACAGAUGGGAGCAACCCCAGGGCGAGUGGCCUUGGUGUUUA